AUGUGUCAGGUGGGGUCGGGCUUUACCGAUGUCGACAGAGCGUACCUGUACGAGAAGCUGGCAGGCAACACCUGCGAGAGGCCGCCGCCAUGCUACAAGAUUCGUGACCCACUUAAGAGUGUGGUACUGGAAGUGCAUGCAGACCUGCGCCUUGUGCGCUCCAAGGUGUACGCCAGUGACUACAGCCUGCGCUUCCCACGCUUUGAUCGCAUCAGCUGGGAUGAUGCCUGA
Chlorella variabilis is the source of this 231-nucleotide messenger RNA. RefSeq lists its product as hypothetical. Gene Ontology annotation, cellular component: DNA ligase IV complex. The coding region runs from base 1 to 231 and encodes 76 amino acids. The transcript has 4 exons. Gene Ontology annotation, biological process: double-strand break repair via nonhomologous end joining; nucleotide-excision repair, DNA gap filling. Gene Ontology annotation, molecular function: DNA binding; DNA ligase (ATP) activity; ATP binding. Lineage: Eukaryota; Viridiplantae; Chlorophyta; Trebouxiophyceae; Chlorellales; Chlorellaceae. The record is from RefSeq and is a predicted model, not a curated record.